Fusarium fujikuroi IMI 58289 is the source of this 2877-nucleotide messenger RNA. RefSeq names its product related to protein CTF18. The transcript has 2 exons. Gene Ontology annotation, molecular function: DNA binding; ATP hydrolysis activity; ATP binding. Lineage: Eukaryota; Fungi; Ascomycota; Sordariomycetes; Hypocreales; Nectriaceae. The coding region runs from base 1 to 2877 and encodes 958 amino acids. Gene Ontology annotation, cellular component: nucleus. The record is from RefSeq and is a predicted model, not a curated record.
AUGCUUUCAGCGUCGUCACCUAUCACUUUACCUCACUCUCCACCGCCGGCCAAACGAGCCAAACCCCACGAUCAUAGCCCUCCUAAACCGAAAGCUCGAGGUCCAUUCCUUGUUGAGGACGACGAUUCCGAUUCGGACAGCAAUGGCGAACCUACUGACUCUGCUCGUGUGGCGAAACGUCUAAUGACCGAGGAUCCACGAGAGAAGCCUUCAGAUACCAUCGCACAAGACCAAACAACAACUAUUGAUCUAGUUGAUGAGGAAGAACCCCCAAACACUCCCAAUGUGCGAGCUCAAGAACCAACACGACUGAGCCAAAGACCAAUCUUCACCACGCCGAUUUUCAGUAAUCUUGUGCCGCAAUCUUUCAAGGCAACAACAUGCAACGGUAAAUCCGUCACAAUCAAGGAGCGAAGGGCCAACUGUGCGCCAACAUAUGAGUCCAUGAUCGCAGCUCGAUCGAAAACGAAAGAAGGACGAGCGAAACGAAGCUACUACGGCGUUGAUAUUCAUAAUCUCAUGAGCGCUGCAUCUGCAGAGAUCGCAAGUCAGAAACAAACGCAGCCGCAAAGGCCCAAUGUGCCUGUUCAAUCGGUCGAGCCACGGCUGUCGAACAGCAAAAAGCCCAAAAGAACUCGCUUAUGGACGGAGAAAUACCGAGCAAGGAGCUUUAUGGAUCUGUGUGGUAACGAUAAUACCAACAGAAGGGUAUUGGGAUGGUUGAAAAAGUGGGACCCCGUGGUGUUCCCCGGAGCAGCAAAGUCAAGACCUGUGAUAGCCAGACGACCAGGUGCUCAGCAACCAGAAGAGGAGGAAAAGCCUCAUAGAAAGAUCUUGCUGCUCACAGGACCUCCGGGACUGGGAAAGACAACGUUGGCACACGUGUGUGCGAGACAAGCAGGCUACGAGGUUAUGGAAAUCAACGCCAGUGAUGACCGAAGUCGCGAUGUCGUCAAAAAUCGUAUCCGCACAAGCUUGGGAACAGAGAGUGUCAAAACUGUCAGUAACCGCAAGGACGGAGACGGCCCUCCGAAAUUGGCUAAACCAGCAUGUGUCGUGGUGGAUGAAGUGGAUGGCGUUGUAUCUGGUUCAGGGGGGUCAGGUGAAGGUGGUUUUGUCAAAGCACUGAUAGAUCUUGUUCUCCUGGACCAGAAGAAUGCGUCAGGUGCCACCACAGAAAAUUAUGGGCGAAAGAAGAAGAAGGGUGACGACUUUCGACUGCUCCGGCCCCUGAUUCUCAUUUGUAAUGAUGUUUACGCGCCAGCGCUUCGACCACUCCGGCAUUCCAAUUUGGCUGAGAUUAUUCACGUUGGCAAACCCACUAUGGAGUCGGUGGUUACCAGGCUCAAGAAUAUUUUUGAAAAGGAAGGUAUCCCUUGCGAGAAAGACGCUGCACGAAAGUUGUGUGAGGCGGCCUGGGGUAUGACGAGCGGCAUUGACGCUAGACGAGGAGCUGAGAGCACAGUGGAGGGUGACCUCCGAGGUGUCAUGGUCGUUGGUGAAUGGGUAGCGGGACGAUUUCGCGCAUCAAAUCUGAAAGGAAAAGGCCCUCUCACGCGGCAAUGGCUGGAGCGCAAUGUCCUUCAAGACCUAACCAGCGGCGCUGGUGGUGCUCGAGGUCUUGGCCGAGGUGGUGUCAAGGACAUUGUUGCACGCCUCUUCCAAGAAGGAGGCGGCUUUCCAAAGCAAGCAAUGGAUCUGUCUCAAUCCAAAACACAGCAUGAGCAACCGCAGGCUGAGCUGGGUUUCGGCGAGUAUCAAAAGAAGCAUGCCAUGGAAAGACUUCGGCAAAUGAUUGAUACAAGCGGCGAAAUCAGCCAUAUCAUGACGGAAGUUUUUACCGAAUACCCAAAUCGCGAGUUCAACGAUGAUCUGUACCUUACCAAGCCUAAUCAAGCAUACGAAUGGCUGCACUUCCACGACACAUGUCAGUCACGGCUUUAUGCUAGCCAGGAGUGGGAAUUGGCACAAUACCUCAGCCAGCCCGUUCUAGCUUGCCAUCACCUUUUCGCAUCCCCCAAGCGCUAUCUUCCCAGCAUGGGCUACGAUCGCCGCUGGGGUGGUGAUGCGGAGGAUAACUCUGCGCAUCCACUGCCAUUCUCUGGUUCUCGAGCUGACUACCAAGCUUUCGAAGCAGAGCGUCAGAAUAGGACUCAGCUCCAGGCUUUGCAGGGACAGCUCCCACCGACACUGAUGCGUUCGUUCCGCAGCGCUGAAGAUGUUGCCGCCGAGUUCCUCCCUUAUCUUGCACGUAUUGUCUCUCCGGACGUCAAGCCCGUUGUGGUGGGUGGUAGUCAAGGAUCCACGGCUAGCGUACGCAGGGAAAGCGAACGUGCCAUGGUCAAACGUGCAGCUGAUGUUCUUGCCGAUGUUGGUAUCGAGCUGCAGAAGGGAAGAAUUGAGAGUGAGUCGCUCACCAAUCGGACACCACAAUAUGUGGAUCUUGAUGUUCUGGCCACGUUCGAAACAGCUGCAUCACUUCUUCUACCCUCGGCAGCACCUACACGAUAUGCUGUUCGUCAAGUUCUCGACCAAGAACUGAAGCGAACAUUAGUGGAACGGGAAGCUCGCGCUCGACAGUCCCGCUUCAAAGCAGGCAACCCACUUGGACACGCUGAACACCUCAGCACAGACAAGAUUAUGGCUUCCAAGAAACAUGCACUCGAAGCAUCAUUUCAGGAGACUACACUCAUCAAGCGUGAUUUCUUCGGCCGAAUCAUAGAGGCGCGGCCGCUAGCUGAGAUGACAAAGAAUACUCCCGAGCAGCAAGCUAAGCAGGACGAAAAGGAGCGCAAGGUGUGGGUGACGUAUCAUGAAGGAUUGAAUAACGCUGUGAGAAAACCAAUGUCUUUGCAAGAAUUUAUGAGAGGAUUGUAA